Messenger RNA from Rhipicephalus sanguineus (brown dog tick), 3025 nucleotides. RefSeq names its product toll-like receptor 4. Gene Ontology annotation, molecular function: transmembrane signaling receptor activity; protein binding. Lineage: Eukaryota; Metazoa; Arthropoda; Arachnida; Ixodida; Ixodidae. The coding region runs from base 355 to 2952 and encodes 865 amino acids. Gene Ontology annotation, cellular component: membrane. The record is from RefSeq and is a predicted model, not a curated record. Gene Ontology annotation, biological process: immune response; inflammatory response; toll-like receptor signaling pathway. The transcript is spliced from 3 exons.
AUGCGAGCGUGCGACGUGUGUAGUGAGGAGUACGCCCUUGAACGUGGUCGGGCCUACAACGAGAGAAAGAAAAAGCGGAUUCCACGGGCCGAGCAAGGCGGGAUACCGAGGCUGUGUCUUAUUCGCACGUUGGAGUCGGUUGCUGCAGCAUCGAUCCUCAACUGCUUCGUCUCGUUGGAAACCGCAGUGUACCAAAGGAUCUCUACACGAUGGGCGUGAAAAGCUGUUUUCAUCCGACCUACCUGCCAACCAGAGUCAACCGCAGGAGAUAGCGGCCGCGGUGGAAAUGUGAAGCAGCUUGUAGCGUGGUUGAACAUCACGACAGGCGGCGUCAAUGCUCGGCACGUUAGAGCCAUGCGAGAGGCGCCUUUCGUUCCGGCAUGGUUCUGGCUCUGGCUAUUGGCCUGGGGACCAUGCUCUCGGGCCUGGAAGAGGGAUGAGAUGCCGUCUCACAGCAGGGUGCGAACCCUCGACUCGCUCUACAUUUCACCCCAGUUCGCUGUUGCCCUCACCGUCGGCAGGGGAAAAUUGCUGGCUGCCUGGUUUCGCAACAACUGCGGCCUCCAGCACACCAGCGACGGUGGCCUGGUCAUCACCGGCCACCAAUGCUACGACGUACCCACGGUCGACAUGUCCUCGUGGGCCGUACCGGCAUCCGGCAUUGCGAUGUACCUCACGUCAGUGCGUUACCUCUCGGAAAGAAGCUUCGCAGGCUACGGUCCUGUGCACCACGUGCACCGCCUGGAGAUCUUACAGAACAAGAUCACCAACAUUCGUCGGAGGUCGUUUGUGGGCUUCUCCAACGUCACUUUCCUCAGCCUUGCCGACAAUCCGAUCAAGUUUCUGUCCGGCGAGGCUUUCGUCGGCCUCGACAGCCUCAAGGUUUUGGUACUGUUCCGAACGUGGCUGCACGAGUUUUCUACAGUCGUCGCGGCUGUCAGUCCUCACGUGCUGCCCAGUCUCGAGAUCUUGAACCUCGGCGGUACGCAAAUCUGGCGCAUCGAAGAGUACGACCUCGUUCCCAUGGAGAACUCAUCGCUCAAGCACCUCCAGAUCAACCUGUGCGACAUGCUGACCUUCAUGCACCCUCACGCACUAAAGCCACUAAAGCAUUUAGAGGGCUUUUACUUCAGGGACAACUUGAACAUGCCUCUCGACAACAUCAUCGACGUCAUCACCAACAUCACUCAAGAAACUUUUCGAGUAAUUGACGUCAGUCAGCCCGUUUCAAAGACUGCCACGUACACAAUCUUGCAAGCAGUGUCUCGAACAACGGCGGAAAUAGUGAUCUUUAUUCGGCUUACAGACGCUACGUUGACCAAAGACUUCUUUCCCCUCAUGCCGCGAGUUAAGUGCAUAGUGCUAGAGUCUGGAAAGAUACGAGACUUCAAACCCAAGGCCGUAGCCAACCUUCCGAAUCUUGAAGAAAUAAGUUUCGUCAGGAAUCAGUUCCUGGGGAUACCCUCCGGAAUCCUGGAGCCAAGACUGAAGGUGCUGGACUUGAGUGGCUAUGACCGCGGUUUCAUUCAACUUGAUGUUCCUGACUACGUAUUCGGCAAAAUGUCUAACCUUAGGGAGCUUUAUUUGCGUUACAAAGCUUUGCCUUCUCUAACAGAAUAUACAUUCUGGGGCCUGGUAAGCUUAGAGAACUUGGACUUGAAGAAAUGUUCAAUAGAUUCACUUCCCGAAGGAGUAUUUAAACACCUCAUCAAGCUUAAGCAUAUUGAUCUCAGUCGAAAUCCAAUAUUUCGUCCCGGCUCCUCUGUUAAUAUGAGGGCGUUCCAAGGUAUUAGUUCCCUAAAGACUCUCAUACUUUCUGAUACAAAGCUAACAGACUUGUCAACGUCAUUAUCCUUCGGAGAUCUUGCAGGCUUAGAGUAUAUGGACUUGUCUAACAACUCCAUAUCAGCGCUACCCGAUGAUUUCUUUAAAAGUAGUCAUAACCUCGAGCAUCUCAACCUUCGUCAAAACUUCAUAGAGAGUUGGAAGCCAGACAAGUCAUCCAUAACAAAGCUUAAGAGCUUAGAUUUAUCGCUCAACAAACUCCAGUAUUUUAAUCGCGACGCCUUGCGAAGCUUUGACCGUCUUCACAUCCUAGACCUCUCUGAAAACGUUUUUUCGUGCACGUGUGGCAUCCGGCCUUUCCUGGAAUGGUUGAGGGGCACCAACGUCACGGUGCGUUACCUGCCGUACACUACGCUGUACACGUGCGGCGAUCCUUUAGAGAUGGACGGCAAGGCCAUCCUCACAGUCGACUCUCUCCUGCAACGAACAUGCAAGCCAACGCUCCUCGUCAGUAUCGUGUGUGUAGGCAUUGUUAUUCUAGUCAUCAUCAGCUUGCUCGUAGCCGGCUACAUUUAUAGGCGCCGCUUCGACCGCUGGCUUCGGUCGCAGUCCACGGCGCGUUCUGCCGCCAGCAAAGUGUACCUGUACGACGCAUUCGUCUCCUACAGCAAUAGCGACACACAGUGGGUCAUCAGCAGGCUGCUGCCCCAGCUGGAGUGCAGUACUAUAGGAAAUCUUAAGUUAUGCGUCUACGACCGAGAUUUCGUCGCUGGACGCAACAUCAGCGAAUGUAUCCUAGAGAGCAUCAAGCAAAGCCGAAAGAUCAUUCUGGUGCUAUCCAACAGCUUCCUCCAGAGCCCCUGGUGCAAAUUUGAAACAGACCUUGCUCAGUACACGCUUCUGGAAGAGAAUCGCGACGCCUUCAUCCUGCUUAAGAUCUCUCGCCUCGACGAGACGCUCCUGUCGCCAAAGCUGAACUACCUCCUCAAGACGCGUAUCCACCUGAGCUGGUCUCAGUCGCCCAAGGAGGAAGUGGUGUUCUUCAACAAGCUCCACAAGGCACUAACAGACGACAGAACUCGACCUCUUUGCGAACAAAGUGCGCCGGCUGCCGCCCCAAAAUUAUUGUUCUUCAAGAAAGUCAAGAGGAAAGCUAACCUUGUCUAGUUCAGGCUCACGAUUUUCUCAAAACCAUGUGUUCAGUGCUGUGUGCUUGGAAAAUGUGCCAUGUGUGCUGCAC